UUCUGUCAGAGACUUUCAUCACAAUGCUAUUUGAAUUUAUUAUCUGUUACAAGUGAAUAUGUCACAAUGUUAAACUUUAACAGAAAGAUGACAUAACCUGGUUUUCUAAUUAACAAUGAUUUAUGUUCUGAGUGACAGAUCCUUGACAGAUGUUAAACUUCUGCUUAAAGGUUACAUGGAAAUAGUAGCUGUAUAUAAUACUCAUAUUUAACAUAUGGAAAUGUUAAAUAUUAGAUAUAGAUGAGGUUCGCUCUAUAAGGGAAUUUACCAAUACCACAGUUUCUAAUGACACGAGAUUUUGGUUUUGUUUUUUUUUUCUUUUUUGCAGCUUUGCAGUUCAUGGAAGUAAUUCAUAAAUGUAUUAAUAUGUGAGACUGUAAAGGCAAAAUUGGGAUUUGGGGGACUCUGCAAUAAGAAUUAGACUUUAAAAUCCUCAGUUCAUUUAAAACAUUAAAGAACAAAAUACUAAUACCUGUAUUUUGAAAUGAAGAUAUGCAACUAUGAAACGUAUUUUGUAUAGGAGGGCCCUCAAUGACAGGUGAAUCAUUAACCCUGACUGUCAAGGAUCAGUCAGAGAUAAACACUCGCAUAACUGCUGUUUAGAGUCACAGAGUUGAACUGUCACCGGUCUCUCUUCUGCUCAACCCUGACUGCUCUUUUAGGCCAAGAAUCACAAAUAAGAUCUGAAAAGCGAAGAGGAAUGCUCAGGAAGUGUUCAUAGAAGCUUGGGAUCCUGUGUCUACAUGGAGACUUUAAAGCACCUGAGCAUGAAGAAGCAUGAGGGAAAUGAUGUUCCACUGCUGGCUGACGCAGACAGUGCCAAGAGCCCAGGCAUUAAACACUGGAGAGAGUCCAGUCAAUUCUUCCUCACACAGUGAGUUUUACAUGGAUUAUAUGAAGGAUAUGUAUUUAUUUUUUUUAUUUUUUGUAAAAUAUAGAAGAGUAUUAGUUAGUAGAAUACAGCAAUGUCUAUUCUCUCCAAGAAGGUGGAAAAACCUUGGCCUGAGCUUCACUCUACUCCUGAGCUGUUAUUCAGCAAUCCUUGUCCCUGCUUAUCUGCCUACUAAACAACUGACCUGGACUGAAAGCUCCACAGAAGACUAUUUGGACAUAUUGAAUCGCUCGGCAGAUCUGCUGUCUCGGCCAUGUAUAAGCGGCUUUACCAAGACAAAGCUGCAGAAAGUGCUGAAUUUGGACAGCCUGCUUCAGAUUCCUGUGUUCCUGCAGAAUGAGACCAGACACUGGGAACUGGCACCUCCACUUGGUCUGCUAGGCAGUGAGGGUACGUUGGCACAGACACUUAGAGUUCUGCCUCACUCUGGACUGCCCUCUGUGCCAGACAGGUGUAGAAGAUGUAUGGUGGUUGGGAGUGGUGGAAUCUUACAUGCCAAACAUCUUGGAGCCCAUAUUGAUAAAUAUGACAUCAUUAUAAGAAUGAACAAUGCACCAGUGUUUGGAUUUGAGGAAGAUGCAGGCUCAAGAACCACAAUUCGAUUGACAUAUCCUGAAGCAGCAUCCUUCUUGCAACAAGAAUAUCAGAACACAGACAUAGUAGCUGUAGUUGUAUUCAAGAGGCUGGAUUUAGAGUGGUUGACCUCUGUUGUAACAAAAAAGCCUUUGAGCUGGUGGUCUAAACUGUGGUUCUGGAGAGAUGUUGUAAGUGAUAUUCCACUUCAGCCAGGAAACUUUCGCAUCUUGAACCCUGAAAUACUCAGCCGGACAUGGCAUGUGAUGCAAAAUUAUGGAAAACAUGAAAGCAAGACGGUGCCUACUCUAGGCUUCACUGGCGUUGUGGUGGCACUACAGCUGUGUGAUGAAGUCAGCAUGGCAGGCUUUGGCUAUGACUUUAAACAUCCUGGAUCACUGCUGCAUUACUAUGGGACAGUGCGCAUGGACCACAUGAUGGCACAAGUUGUGCACGAUGUCAGCGCAGAGCGCAGUUUACUGCGGGGCCUUGUCAAAUCUGGAGUCGUGCGUGAUGUCACAGGUGCACUGUGAUUAACAGUGGACCUCAUUUAUCAAACGGGAUAUCAACUAUUUUAUUAAUACAAGGUUCGCAAGAAUGUUUGCACAAGAAAUUGUGUAUUCAUAAAAAUCCUGUUAGUGUUAAAAUGUUUGCAUCCUAUGAGAGUUCCCGAGUUUGUGUAUAAGGAGACACUAAUAUAAACCUCAAUUAUUCAGCUUCAAAACAUAUAAUUGGCAAUGAGUUACUGCACAUUUAUAUACAGAUUACGCUGUCUAGCUUAAAUGGCAUUUUUAUUUCACUUGCACACAUGAAUUUAAUGAAUAUUUUGUGACUUGGCUGUUUCAUAUUAAUGACUUGAAAGAAAGUGAUCCAAGAGGACAAAAGAAAUGACGGCCUAUAAAAUGAGUUAAAGAAAGACUGUGCAUGUGGUAGCCGACACACUACAAUGGCUGAACUGCAUUAUUGGACGAUUUUGCAGACACUGCACAUAGAUGAUUUAUUUUCAUAAUUUUGUUGUCAUUUUGGUGUUUUCAGCUCUGUGAGCUUUUAGCCUUUCUACUGUGGGUGUUACUAAAGGUAAUCCAGCUGUGUCAUGAACGCAUUUGGUACUUUACGGGUGUUUGGCAUUUUAUCAACAUUCGCCUGUGAAGAUGAAGAAAAUCUGAGUUAUCAACACUUCUGGCAAGAUUCAUUUAUUUGAUUUUUUACUUUGGUUUGGUCUACGAAACCACUUACACACAACUUUAUUAAAAAUGAUAAUAAAUGAGGCCCAACGUUUGUACAUUAAAUCUGGCUUGUACUGAAUAUCAUUACUUCCAAUCUGAGGCUAUUCUUAGAACAUGUGAGAGAUUAGAUUUCAUUGAAAAGGUGUAAAACAAAGUGAACAAAUGUGCCAACUUAAACACUCCAGGUAUAAUAUCCAAAAAAUCAAAAGUAAAAACAUUAACAAGACAUGUUAUGAGUAUCCUGUAUUGCAGUUUUCACUAAUACUAACCCCAACAGGUAUCUCUUACAUGUAGAAUUGUUCUGGUGAUAUUACAGCUAACCCAUACAGCUGAGACAGGAUGGCUGUGAAUUGUGAUUGGUUGGCACAUAUUUUAAACAUUUUUAAUGACAUCUAUAAUUUAUAAACUUGUACCAUUGUUUAUAUUUUGACAAAAUUCAAAAUUAAAUAGAAAACAUUUUUAGGCUGCUCUCUGGGCACAGUAUGAGAAUCAUUGGGCUAAGUACAUCAGUUUUGAUGGUGUGUAUCUGUUUAAAGCAGUAUUUUCCAGAUCCACUCUUCAGACAAAUGACAAAGGUCUUGUGUAUAAUACACACAUACACAUUACGUAAAUCAGUUUAAUUAAACAAACACUGAU
Messenger RNA from Ictalurus furcatus (blue catfish), 3327 nucleotides. RefSeq names its product ST3 beta-galactoside alpha-2,3-sialyltransferase 7 (gene st3gal7). The record is from RefSeq and is a predicted model, not a curated record. Gene Ontology annotation, molecular function: lactosylceramide alpha-2,3-sialyltransferase activity. Bases 778 to 1998 code for a protein of 406 amino acids. Lineage: Eukaryota; Metazoa; Chordata; Actinopteri; Siluriformes; Ictaluridae. The transcript has 6 exons.